Molecule: messenger RNA, 1345 nt
Organism: Gymnodraco acuticeps
Lineage: Eukaryota; Metazoa; Chordata; Actinopteri; Perciformes; Bathydraconidae
Exons: 2
Coding region: 533-1270 (245 amino acids)
Source: RefSeq, a predicted model, not a curated record
GAUCAACGCACAAUCAACCCACACAGGACAUCUCUUUCUCCACAUUAAGUGUUAGACAUUAGAAUUGACUAUUCUUGUCUGUCACAUAAGUGGCGCAACUGAAUACUACCCGGACAAUGAAUCGAAUGCAACCACAUUUUCGCGGGAAUUUCAGUUUGUUACGGAUUCUGAUGCUGAAUACAUAAUGAUCAAAUAAUUUAAAGUCAGAGUGUAUUACAAUGUUUCUUAGUCCACCAAAGCAAGGUGAACAACCUGGAAAGAAGAAGAGAAAGACUGAGCUGCAGCUGAAACCGGCCUCUUCCGAGGGACUAAACUCAAGUAUGUCAACGAAGGGCAGAUUCUCUUUCUCCGGAAGAAAGUCAUAGAUGUGCUCAUCAAGCACCUGGAGAAAAGAUUCCAAGAUCUCCAGAAAUGGAGUGUCCCUUCAAAAUGUUCCAUCUUCAACCCCAGUCAGUGGCCCUUUGACAGACAGGAGCUGGCUGCCUAUGGCAAACAAGACUUUGCUGAUAUCUGUGAGCAUUAUCAGCCCUUGAUGGACGAGCACAGUGUUACAACUAAAAUGCUGAAGUCUGAGUUCAUCCUCUAUAAGAGUUAUGCAGCAGCCCGCACACUUCGAAUGCCACAGAUCUUCUCUGGCAUCCUGUGUGACACUGAGAGAUGCAAACAGUAUAAGGGGCUGUCAAUACUGUUUGAAAUAUACCUUGUUCUGGCAGUCAACACUGCAGUGUGUGAGCGGGGGUUCAGCUGCAUGAAGAGGGUGAAGAACGACUGGCGUUCCUGUCUGGGUACUGAGCAGCUCAGCCGCCUGAUGUUUUCCUCCAUUGAGGGCCCCUCAAUGGACAACUUUGAUGCUGCCGGAGCCAUGGAGAAGUGGUGGACCUCAGGAAAUAGGGCUCGUCACCCUGGCUUCAACCCGUGGCAGAAGGAGCAGGAGCAGGAGAUACGGGACGACCUCUAUCAAGACCUGGUUCUUAUGGAUCAGGAAGCCGAGCAGGAGGAGAAUGUGCGCCAGGAGGCCAUAUCUGACGAGCUUGGACUUGAGGCAGAGAAUGUGGCUGCUGGCGAGAAGCGCUUGGCUGAAGCUCUUGGCGACUCAGAUGAGUCAGACAUAGACGAGUCAGACAUUGACACUUUCUUGAAAGACUAUCAGUCAUUGAAUCAGCAAACACAAACAAGAAGAAGUGAAAUUAAGAAUAAAAUUGAAAUUGUACAAUAUAAUAUUGUGGUGGUUCAUCUUAUAAUUCUAGAGAAUGCACCAGACAGCAUCUAAGACCUGCAGGUCCCCCAAACCUUUCGUGUAUCAUUUCGUCCGCGCGCAUUUUUCAGGGCCAUCUCUAUUGGACUC